Messenger RNA from Mugil cephalus (flathead mullet), 2641 nucleotides. It is a transcript of the gene c9, whose product is annotated as complement component 9. Bases 77 to 1840 code for a protein of 587 amino acids. Gene Ontology annotation, cellular component: membrane attack complex. Gene Ontology annotation, biological process: immune response. Gene Ontology annotation, molecular function: protein binding. The transcript has 11 exons. NCBI's taxonomy places the organism in Eukaryota, Metazoa, Chordata, Actinopteri, Mugiliformes, Mugilidae. The record is from RefSeq and is a predicted model, not a curated record.
CAGAGGCGUAGCUUAAAAGAGUGAAGAGGAGACACAAGCAGAACACUAUUUCAGUUUUUUUUUUUAAAGGUGCAUCAUGAGGACCGGGAUCGCCCUCCAGCUGGGCUUCUGUAGCCUGUGUCUAACUCUGGCUCUUCUCGGGGAAGGGAUGGGAGAGGUGAUUGCUGAUCCAGCGCCUGUGGACUGCGUGUGGAGCCGCUGGUCACCGUGGUCCUCUUGUGAUCCCUGCUCUCAGUCUAGGAGGCGUUCCCGAGGUGUAGAAGUAUUUGGCCAGUUUGACGGUCAGGCCUGCCAGGGAUCACUAGGGGAGAGGGAGUACUGCGUAGCCAACACUCAGUGUCCCGUUCCCCCUGCACCUGAAUGCCAAGACAGCGAGUUCCAGUGCGAGUCAGGAACUUGCGUUAAGAAGAGGUUAAUGUGCAACGGGGACUACGACUGUGAAGAUGGAGCAGAUGAGGACUGUGAUCCUCUGCGUAGGCCCUGUGGAACGGUACAACUGGACAACAAUGAGCAAGGCAGGACAGCGGGAUAUGGAGUCAACAUCUUGGGCGCAGAGCCUCGAAUGAACCCAUUCUACAAUGAUUACUUCAACGGGAGGUGCGAUCGAGUGAGGAACCCAACCACUGGGAGGUAUGACAGGCUUCCUUGGAAUGUCGGCGUGCUCAGCUAUCAGACUCUAGUGGAGGAAACUGUCUCCAGAGAAAUCUACGAGCAAAAAGACACCCUCCUGAGGGAAAUGCUGACCGAGGUUAAUUUUAAUAUUGAUGUGGGACUUUCUUUCAAAUUCACCCCAACUGAGAAGUCCUUAUCCAAUGCUACUAUAAAUGCGGGUGCAGACUUUGGAUAUGGAAAGAAAGAAAUCAUUAAGAAGGUCACAGAGUACUCUAACAUUAAGAAUAAGAGCUUCAUGAGAGUAAAGGGAAAGGUUCAGCUGAGCACUUACAGGAUGCGCUCCCGUGACCUGAAGGUGGCCGAUGAAUUCCUGGUGCAUGUCCAGUCUUUGCCUCUGGUGUACGAGAAGGGCAUUUAUUUUGCCUUCUUGGAGGACUAUGGAACCCACUACACCAGAAAUGGGAAGUCUGGCGGCGAAUAUGACUUGGUUUAUAUUCUCAACCAGGACACCAUCAAGGCAAGAAAUCUGACGGAGAGAACGAUUCAAGAUUGUGUCAAAUUAGGCAUCAACGCUGGUGUUGACUUACCAAGUGGAUCUGGAGGAAAAGGAAGCGUCAAACUUGAUCACUGUAAACCUGUAACGACAAAGGACGAAGCUUCCAGGGAAGGAAAAGCAGUGGUGGACCAGGUGAUGACAUCAGUCAAGGGAGGGACUAUACAAGCUGCUGCUGCUAUGAAUGCUAAGUUGAAUAAGGAAGGGGUGAUGGAUGUCGCGACCUUCCAGCAAUGGGCUGCUAGCAUCCCAGAUGUCCCUGCACUGCUAACCAGUGAGCCAGAGCCGAUCCACAUGUUGGUCCCGCUGACCAUGCCGGACGCCAACACCAGGAUAUCGAACCUGAAGCAGGCCACAACGGAGUACGUCGCAGAAUACAACAUCUGCAAGUGUAAGCCUUGUCAGAACGGAGGCACCCUCACUCUGCUCGAUGGACGCUGUGUGUGUCUGUGUCCCCUCCUGUUUGAGGGCAAGGCCUGCCAGAAUUUCAAGAGCGAUAAAGCUGGACACCAAACAGGUCAGAGGCCACCUGUUGUGCAUGAGGGCAACUGGUCAUGCUGGUCCUCCUGGACCGGCUGUACCUCAGGGACGCGCAGCAGGACGCGUUACUGCAAAAAAGAUGGGGUGGAAGGAGCUACAUGCAGAGGAGACGAUAGCAGUCAAGACUACUGUUAAACCGACGACGACAAUUUAACAAACGUAACUGCUGACGUAACAACUGAUUUUGUGAUUUAACCUCCUGAGACCCAAGAAUUUAUUUGGAAUUUCUUUAAGAUUUGUAGGGAUUAGUAGGUAUAAAAAAAAAAAAAAGCAUCAACUUUAAACUGGCGGUUUAAAAAAAAAAAAUGUGAACAUAGGGAUUAUUUCACUGUAUAUUACAAGUCCCCAAUGUUUACCAAAAUAUAAAACUGAAUUGGAAACAACGAAAUCCCAACGUCCUCAAACGUGCACUUGUGAAUUUCUUAAAUUUGCAUGUCAUAUUAAAACUAGAAAAGCAUAAAUCAGGGGCCAAUGACCCCCAAACUGAUUGAGAGAUUAAGUAGGGACCCCCUACCUAAUAUAUGUGUUCUAUAUUAAACUCGGCCUAGUGCUAUUCAUAAAUAUAAUUACGGCUUUGCAUUCAAUAUUAAGCUAUUCAAAGUAAACGCAGGCUCAAAUAUUUCGUUUUUUAAUUUCAAACAUGUGCAACAGCAGGGUGGCCAGUUGCAGGGAACCAGACAGAGUCAGCGUGUGAUAUGCAACCUUGUGAUUGGCUCAGCAGCGAUAGGGGCGGGACUUAAAUGUGUGGGAGAAAAUUUUUAAAAAGUGUAUGAAAAAUGUCUAAUCAACCAAUUUUGCAACAAGCGUACUGACCCCUCGCUACCAGCACAUGGCAGACAAGAGCGUCCCCAUAUGAGGACGCAGGGUCUCAGGAGGUGGAGAAUAUUUCAUAAUUUUUUACUAGAAAGUCAAAUGAAAUAAACAGGUUCUACAGAA